Molecule: messenger RNA, 923 nt
Organism: Charadrius vociferus (killdeer)
Lineage: Eukaryota; Metazoa; Chordata; Aves; Charadriiformes; Charadriidae
Gene: GRB2
Product: growth factor receptor-bound protein 2
Exons: 5
Coding region: 61-714 (217 amino acids)
Molecular function (GO): protein binding
Source: RefSeq, a predicted model, not a curated record
GGAGGCUUCGGGGAGCGCUUCCUUCCCACCGCCCGCACCGCCGUGCGCGGCAGCCCCAGCAUGGAAGCCAUCGCCAAGUACGACUUCAAAGCCACCGCGGAUGACGAGCUGAGCUUCAAACGAGGGGAUAUCCUUAAGGUUUUGAAUGAAGAAUGCGAUCAGAAUUGGUACAAGGCAGAACUCAAUGGAAAAGACGGCUUCAUUCCCAAGAACUACAUAGAAAUGAAACCACAUCCGUGGUUUUUUGGAAAGAUUCCCCGAGCAAAGGCUGAAGAGAUGUUAGGCAAACAGAGACAUGAUGGUGCCUUCCUCAUCAGGGAGAGCGAGAGCGCUCCUGGGGACUUCUCCCUCUCAGUCAAGUUUGGAAAUGAUGUGCAGCACUUCAAGGUGCUUAGAGAUGGGGCUGGCAAGUAUUUCCUCUGGGUGGUGAAGUUCAAUUCUUUGAACGAGCUGGUAGAUUAUCACAGAUCCACAUCUGUCUCAAGGAACCAGCAAAUAUUUCUCCGGGACAUUGAACAGGUGCCACAGCAACCAACGUAUGUUCAGGCCCUGUUUGACUUCGAUCCCCAGGAGGAAGGAGAGCUGGGCUUCCGCCGCGGAGACUUUAUCCAAGUCCUUGACAAUUCUGACCCCAACUGGUGGAAGGGAGCCUGCCACGGACAGACGGGCAUGUUUCCACGCAACUAUGUGACCCCAGUGAACCGGAACAUCUAGAGAUAAAUAUUAGAGAUUAUUUAAAGAAACCAGAGAAACAGUAAAUACACAUACAGAGCCUAACUGCAGCCAGUGACCUAAAAUCACACGGCGAUAAAACCUGAGUCACCUUUCACCGUGAGGUGAUCCUCCUUCACUCAGUACGGAACUUCAGGGGCGGGGGGGGAGGGGGGGAAGAGUUCAACUUACACACCAAAACUUAUCUUUAA